Messenger RNA from Cryptomeria japonica (Japanese cedar), 836 nucleotides. RefSeq names its product ethylene-responsive transcription factor 5. Gene Ontology annotation, biological process: regulation of DNA-templated transcription; ethylene-activated signaling pathway. Bases 180 to 776 code for a protein of 198 amino acids. Lineage: Eukaryota; Viridiplantae; Streptophyta; Pinopsida; Cupressales; Cupressaceae. The record is from RefSeq and is a predicted model, not a curated record. Gene Ontology annotation, molecular function: DNA-binding transcription factor activity; DNA binding. The transcript has a single exon.
AACUUAUACCCAAUUCCAUAAAUGUAGAGUUCAGCAGCCCCUUCCACUUACAGCAUUGUAAUUUGGGAUUAUUUUGUGCAUCCCUCCUCCAUAUCUUCUUCUUCUACCUGCAAUCUGUGUAUACCCCGUCUGUAUAUAAGUAGAUACCCAAAACAAAUCAUUCAACAGAUCCUCUAACCAUGAUGAGAGAAGAGUAUUACGCAGCUCUGCAACAGAUUGCACUGCAUUUGCUUGGCGAAGACUACACGCCCACUACUCCCUCCGCUGCCCUACACCCCGAUUUUGCACAGACUGUCACGCCAUCCAUUGACGGAGAUAAUUUCUCUGACAACAGACAGACUGUAAGUUCGUCGCCUAAGACUGAGAGACACUACAGAGGAGUGCGUCAAAGGCCGUGGGGAAAAUUUGCUGCGGAGAUUCGGGACUCCACCAGACAUGGAGCCCGAAUUUGGCUCGGCACUUUUGAAACAGCGGAGGGCGCCGCUGUGGCAUAUGACCGUGCCGCUUUCAAAAUGAGAGGGGCUAAGGCUCUGCUCAAUUUUCCCCUCAACGCCGCCUCCUACGCUGAGUCAGGGUCAGGGUGUGGUCACAUGGAGUCCAACAAGAGAGGCAGAGAAAGUGUUCAAGUGGAAGCUCCGCAGCCACGUCGCACACGGCUUAAAAUAGAUGUGAAACGUGAAGAGGAGGAUGUGUUUGAGAAAUUAGAAAAUCUGCUUCUUCUUUCUCCGCUUCCCUUCUCUCUCUUUUCCUUUACAAAUUCACCCAUGGUGAACUAAGUAGUGACCACUCUUGUAUUUAUUUUUUCCAUUCAAUUCAUUUUUUUAUCCCUUCUGUUU